Messenger RNA from Lolium perenne, 988 nucleotides. RefSeq names its product nuclear transcription factor Y subunit C-4-like. Gene Ontology annotation, molecular function: DNA-binding transcription factor activity, RNA polymerase II-specific; RNA polymerase II cis-regulatory region sequence-specific DNA binding; protein heterodimerization activity. Gene Ontology annotation, biological process: regulation of transcription by RNA polymerase II. NCBI's taxonomy places the organism in Eukaryota, Viridiplantae, Streptophyta, Magnoliopsida, Poales, Poaceae. The record is from RefSeq and is a predicted model, not a curated record. Gene Ontology annotation, cellular component: nucleus.
GUGGACAUGGAACAGCCUCAGCCUACAAUGGGUGAUGUUGCUGGUGGAUCACAAGUGUAUCCUGCUUCAGCCUAUCCACCUGCAGCAACAGUAGCUCCUGGUGUCACUCCAGCCGGUUCACAUCCAACAGCACCACCACUCCCUUCUAAUCCAGCUCAGGUCAGUGCUGAGAACCAGCUUCUCUACGAGAAAUCGCAGCAAUUUCAGCAACAGCUCCAGCAGGUCUGGGCGAAACGUUUGUCGGAGAUUGAGCAGGACAGUGACUUCGUGAACCACACCAUGCCACUCGCCAGUAUCAAGGAAAUCAUGAAGGCUGACGAGGAUGUCUGCAUCAUCCCCGACGAUGUUGAGCUGGUCUUCUCGAAACUCUGCGAGAUGUUCGUGCUGGAGCUGACGCUGCGGUCGUGGAUGCACGCCGAGGAGAACAAGCGCCGGACCUUGCAGAAGAAUGAUAUAUCUGCUGCUAUAGCUAGGACCGACAUCUACGACUUCCUGGUUGACAUAAUUCCCAGGGAUGAGAUGAAGGAGGAGGUAGUGGGGCUUCGGGGGGCAGGACAGCCGGCUCUGGCCGAGGCAUGCCAGUAUUACUUCGCGCAGGAGGCUCAGCAGCAGGUGCAUGGUGCACCAAUGGUGUAUGGUGGGCAGGGCCAGCCAGUGACUUAUGCGUAUCAGGAUCCUCAGGAACAGCAGCAAGGGCCUCCUGCUGAGCAGCAAUCUUUUGAUGAAAGUGGCUGAGGUAGUGAGAUGUGGUGCCCUAAAGGCUGAAGUUGUCUCCAGAUUCAGAAAACUUCAGUUUGGUCUGUACAACUAAAUAUUUUCAUUAAGUUCCGCGUUAGCUUAUAUGAUCGUUAUUUAUUGGUUGAACUUGAACAUGGUGGAUCGCAUUAGGUGAGACUGAGAACGAGUUCCUCCAUGGAUGUUUUGUUUCUGUCGUGGUGUUGUUAUUGAAGGAUUAUGAUUUGGAUACUAUUAGGUGGUUAAAACUUUA